This is a messenger RNA of Drosophila pseudoobscura, 637 nucleotides long. RefSeq names its product trypsin alpha-like. Gene Ontology annotation, molecular function: serine-type endopeptidase activity. The transcript has a single exon. Gene Ontology annotation, biological process: proteolysis. The record is from RefSeq and is a predicted model, not a curated record. The annotation marks the transcript as partial. Lineage: Eukaryota; Metazoa; Arthropoda; Insecta; Diptera; Drosophilidae.
CCCGAGGAGCUGCAAGUGCGGGCGGGCUCCACGCUUCGUAGCCAAGGCGGAACGCUCCACCGAGUGGCGGCGAUUAAAUGCUACCCUGGAUACUCCAAUUCCGAGUUCUGGAAAAACGACAUUGCCCUCAUUCGAUUGAGCGAACCUCUCGAGUUCAGCGAUCGAGUGCGGAGCAUCCCCUUGGCCGGGGAAGACCCCGAGGCUGGCGCCCAGGCAAAGAUCACCGGCUGGGGCUGGACCUUCAAGAAUGGCGCCAUGCAAAUCCCCGACAUCCUGCAGGGCGUGGCGAUACCCAUAGUGAGCAGGGCGUGCUGCCAGCUGAAGUAUCCCGAAUUUGGCAUCACAGAAGCCGUCAUUUGUGCCGGCACUAGUCACAAAUCCACACUAUUCGAGGACUCCGGUGGCCCCCUGACCGUGAACAAGCAGCUGGUGGGCGUCGUCUGUGGUGGGCGGUACGGCUCUCCUAUAAUGUAUUCCAGUGUGAUCUAUCACAAGGAUUGGAUUCUAGGUGCAAUCGAAGCGCUUUCCUGAAGGAAAAUCACAAACAGGAAACGGGAAUUUCAUAUUUUGGGCUCAUUUAUUGGAUAUUUUUGCCAAAAAGGUAACCUUUUAGCUCUAAGAAACCGAAAAUAUAACC